CCGCGCUCCCGGUGCCGCGGGGCAGCCGCAGCAUGGCCGAGCUGCGCAUCGCCCCGGCCCCGGCCCCGAGCCCCGCCGCUGCCCCGCUCCCACCGCCGGCCGCAGCCCCAGCCCCGGCCCCGGCGCCGGCCCCGGUCCCGACCCGCCCCUCGGCGCCCGCCCCGGGCCGCCCAUAAAAGCGGCCCCGCGCCCGCCCAGCUCCGCCGCCGCCGCCGCCGCCGCUCCGCCGCCGGCCAUGGCCAAGGACCAGCUGAAGCCGCGGCUGUGCCGAAUGCUCAAGGGGGAGAGCGGCUACGGCUUCCACCUGCACGGCGAGAAGGGCAAGAGCGGCCAGUUCAUCCGCAAAGUGGAGCCCGGCUCGCCCGCCGAGGCGGCGGGGCUGCGCGCCGGGGACCGCGUCGUGGAGGUGAACGGGCUCAACGUGGAGCAGGAGACGCAUCACCAGGUGGUGCAGCGCAUCAAGGCCGUGGAGACGGAGACGCGGCUGCUGGUGGUGGACAAGGAGACGGACGAGUACCUGUGCAGCCUGCGGCUCACCUGCACCGAGGACAUGGUGCACAACGGGAUCCUGCUGGGCUCGGCAGUGCCCCCUGCCAAGGGCCUGCCCAGCGACAACGGCGAGCUCUGGAAGCCACAGCUGGAUCUGAGCGGGGGCAGCCUCCAGAGGCAUUCCCACAGCUUCUCCUCCCACGGCAGCAGGAAGGACCUGAACGGCCAGAAGGAGCUGUGCCCACGCCUGUGCCACCUGAAGAAAGGCCCCAAUGGCUACGGCUUCAACCUGCACAGCGAGAAGUCGCGGCCGGGGCAGUUCAUCCGCUCCGUGGAUCCCGACUCGCCCGCAGCCAGGGCAGGCCUGCGGCCCCAGGACCGCCUGGUGGAGGUGAACGGGAUAAACGUGGAGGGGCUGCGGCACUCGGAGGUCGUGUCCCACAUCAAGGCCAGGGAGAGCGAGGCCAGGCUGCUGGUGGUGGACCCCGAGACAGACGAGUACUUCAAGAAGCUGGGGGUGACCCCCACGGAGGAGCACAGCAAAGGUGUGCCACCCCAGCCCAUGACAAACGGAUCUGCACAGACCCAGCUGAACGGGGGAUCCACAUCUUCAUCUCACAGCGACCUGCAGAGCCCUGGCAAAGAAUCCGAGCUCUGUCCCUCCCAGGACGGUGACACGGACAAGAAGGACCCGUUUGAGGAGAGUGGGCUGAGCCUGAGCCCCACGGCGGCCGAGGCCAAGGAGAAGGUGAGGGCCAAGCGUGUGAAGAAGCGAGCGCCGCAGAUGGACUGGAACAAGAAACGGGAGAUUUUCAGCAAUUUCUGAGCCCUGCUGGCCGCUCCCCUCCCGCCCAGCUCGGACCUUUCUGAGGUGCCUACGCCCUGUCCUUCGGUGUCCACGUGAGAUGCUUUGUGCUCUGCUCUUCACUGGUUGCUUUUACAAAAGGCGUAUUUUAAAGCCCUUUUUAUUUUUAUUUUUUAUUAUUAUUGUUGUUGUUGUUGUUAUUAUUAUUAUUAUUGUUACUCACCAGCGAUUCUCAUAAGAAAAAUGUGACCAAAGCUCCUUUUCUUGCUUGCUCUGAGCCUGGCUCCGGCUGCCUGCCGUCCCUGUUCCUAUGAGAAAGGACUGGAAGAAUUUUAACUCUUCUUUCUUACCUGCAGCAUUUAGGCUUCUGUUACUUCUUCUUUUUUUUACUUUUUAUGUGGGGUGUUUUGGCUUUGCUGGUGUCCCAGGCUGAGCCCUGUGGGAUGCUCAGUGCCCCUGUGGAAGCAUCUCAUGGCUCAUGGUGGGGGUGCCAGGAACCCUCUCCCCAGCUCCCCAGCAUGGGAAAAUGGACUGUGGCUGGAAAUUGUUCGUUGGCUUUGCUGUUGAAGCAAAAAUAUUUGUUUUGUUGGGUUGUUUUUUUUGUUGUUGUUUUUUAAUGAAGUCCCAUGUGUUUCCAGUUAGUUUAGGAACCUCCCCCUCACCAGCAGCUCCUGCCCAGGCAGUAAAAGCCCAUUUUUCACCCCAAGCAGCUCUGCAGAGGGGAGAGGGUGGAGUUUGAAAGCAAACCCCAGACCCUGAGAACACAGCUCUCCUCACCUGCAGCCGUGGAUGUGCCAGGGGAAGGAGGAGCAGGGCCAGCCCUGCCCCACGGAGCACGAAGAUGAGAAAACCACGAGAUGCUACAAAACCCCUUUGGACAGGCCUGGCAGUGGGGCUGGCCCCACACCUGCUGCCAGGAGGGAGCCCAGGGAUGCAGCUCCAGCUGAGGCUCAGCCCUGGGCACUGGGGCUGCUGCAGGUGCCCCUGGGCUGGCUUUGGUGUCCCCAGCCCGGCAGUGUCACCCUGUGGAGGACAUACAUCCUGCACAGGACAUCCUCCAAAGGGCAUCCUCCAAAGCCCUGGGGCUGCAGGUGGAGCAGGCUCUGCUGUGAUGGAGUGGGCAGCGCCCCUGGCCUCCUCCAAAGCCCACUCUGGGCAUUCAGAGUGUACCUAAAGCACUACAGAUCAGUCCUUUAAGCUCUUUAUUGUUGCCUCUGGCCGUGUGGGUGACUCAGCUGAGCUGCAGCUGCCAGGGAGCAGAGCUGGGUUAGCAGGGCCGGGGCUGGGGCUGCCCCAGUGCCUGCCCUGCCCCAGCAGGACCCCAGCCCUGCUCUGGGAAGGGGCAGGGAGCACAGAGCCCCUUUUGCCAGCUGGGGGCAGGCAGCAGCGACCAGCAGCCCGUGGAUGGGGGGUGAACGGAGCUGGGGCUGUGCCCUGCCUCCCCCAGCCCCUCUGGGAUGGAGCCCUUGGCUGGGCAGCGUGCUGUGGGUGUGGGAGCAGCUCUGCACGCAUUUCCUAAGGAAUCUCCAAAUCGUGGAGCUAAAAGGUGCCUUAUGCCAUCCUCUGCUCUCCUCAGCACUGGGUGUUUGGCCGCCCUGGGCAGCAGCUGGUGCCCGUGGCCUUGUGCUGCUGGUAGGAGAGUGUGGAGAGCCUCAGGGGUGAAGGAGAUGAGUUCUCUUUAUGAAAGUUAUCUUUUAGGAUUGUCGGUGGGCUGAACAGGUUGAAAAUAAUGACUUUGGAGAGGAGCUGGUGCAGGUGUUUGGCUGUGGGUGACGAGACAGGACAUGGGGGUGAGGGGGACGUGGAGAGGCUGCCUCCCCUCGGGGCUCUGCCAUUAACAAGACACCUCUGCCCCAUCCCACUUCAAGCUACCUGCUCUCCUUCUGGCCCCCCCAAAAUACUGUUUUCUCUCUCUGGGUAAUGUUUGGAAGGAGCCCUUCUUUCCCAUGCUGUGCCCACAUUGCCAAACCCCGGCAGCGCCCGGGCUGUGCAGGGCAGAGCAGCCCCAGGACACCCUGGUGCACAGCAGAGAGCACAGACCUGGUGUCAACGCCCCAUUCCUCAUCCCAGACUGCUGGUCGAGGUGGGGGGAAGGAAAAAAAAAAAACCUUGUGUAGUGUUGAAUGUAGAUCAAAAGAAAUCAGGUGUGCAAAUCCGUGUUGGUAAGAUUGCAAAUCUUAAUCUGUUAGUCCAAGGAAACUGCUCCUGGUUGAAGCAUUACUGCAUUCCUGACAUCUUGUUGUAGCUCAGUAGUAAUUAUUCAGUUCCUGUACAUUUAACUUGGAAAAGAAAAAUCAAUAAAGUCUAAGGCUGGCAGCAGCAUUGCAAACCCGUAUGUACACUGUAAUGUCAGUAAUAAACUUGGUUUGCCAUGUA
Molecule: messenger RNA, 3670 nt
Organism: Agelaius phoeniceus (red-winged blackbird)
Lineage: Eukaryota; Metazoa; Chordata; Aves; Passeriformes; Icteridae
Source: RefSeq, a predicted model, not a curated record